AUGGAAGGGGAACGGCGACAGGUUUUAAACCCACAAAGGCUGAAGUCACUGGAGGAAUGGUUACAGAAAACCUCCAUCACUUUAACACAGGUCAAUGGUCAGAGGAAAUAUGGAGGUCCUCCUCCGGGCUGGCAAGGUCCUGCUCCUGGCCCCGGCUGUGAGGUCUUCAUAUGUCAGAUCCCACGAGAUGUGUUUGAGGAUCGUCUGAUCCCGCUGUUCCAGAGCAUCGGUGCUCUGUACGAAUUUAGACUCAUGAUGAACUUCAGCGGGCAGAACCGCGGCUUCGCCUAUGCCAAGUACGGCGACCCGGUCACUGCCUCCACUGCAGUGAUGACCCUCCACCAGUACCGGCUGCCGGAGGGGAUUCGACUGACCGUACGCAGGAGCACGGAGAAAAGGCAGUUGCGUCUUGGUGACCUGCCGACCAACGUGAAACAGGGAGAACUUCUGAUGGUUCUCCGCCUGCUCUCGGAGGGGGUGGAGGAUGUCAUGCUGAAGUUGGCCGGUCCUAAAGCGAGAGAGGUCGUGGCUCUAGUGAACUACUCCUCCCACUAUGCUGCAUCCAUGGCAAAAAAGGUUCUGGUGCAAGCAUUCAGGAAGCAGUACGGAAUGUCUGUUACCAUAAGAUGGACGUCCUUUACCUCAAAAUCCAAGCAUGUAGAGGAGACAAGACAAGAACAUGGUCCCCAUACCCCCCCAGGCCUGAAACCCCUUCCCAAACCCUCCCUCCCUCCUACCCACCUGCAUCCUCAGCCGUCCCACCUUGACAUCCCAGGCAACUCCCCCUUUCAGCCCUUCUCCCGGUCUGUAGGGGGUCCUGUUGCCCAGCUGAGUGAAGGUGUCAUGUCCCAAGAUCCCAUUUCCAACGUCGAGUCACAGCUGCAGUGGUUUUGCGAGCUCAACAGACUUGGCGUUCCGCAAUACGAAGCAUGUUACCAUCACACCGGUCCUGAUGGCUUUCUGUACUUCACCUACAAAGUGCUGAUUCCAGGCCUCCCUUUGCCCCUGCAGGGAUUCGUCCAGAUCCUGCCGGCCACCAGUGCCCAUGCUCUGAAGGGCGAAGUUUAUCGGGCCACCGCUGAGCAGGUCAUUAAAACCAUCUGUAAGGUCUCCGGUUUACCUUUCUAA
Messenger RNA from Xyrauchen texanus (razorback sucker), 1128 nucleotides. Its product is annotated as dead end protein 1-like. Bases 1 to 1128 code for a protein of 375 amino acids. The transcript has 4 exons. Gene Ontology annotation, biological process: negative regulation of miRNA-mediated gene silencing; mRNA stabilization. Lineage: Eukaryota; Metazoa; Chordata; Actinopteri; Cypriniformes; Catostomidae. Gene Ontology annotation, molecular function: mRNA binding. Gene Ontology annotation, cellular component: nucleus; cytoplasm. The record is from RefSeq and is a predicted model, not a curated record.